This is a messenger RNA of Physcomitrium patens, 1540 nucleotides long. RefSeq lists its product as uncharacterized. NCBI's taxonomy places the organism in Eukaryota, Viridiplantae, Streptophyta, Bryopsida, Funariales, Funariaceae. The record is from RefSeq and is a predicted model, not a curated record.
AUGAGAGUGUGUGCGUCUCUCUCACUCUCUCUCACAAAUUCUCAGACUCUGCUGCGGUGCUGGCCUUCGUUGCACUAAACCCAGCAGCAGCAGCAGCCAUGGCUGCCAUGCCCGCCACCACGGGAAUGUCCCGCCUGCUCUCUCCCACCCCUCCCCCGCCUGCCUUGCCCCGUUUCUCAGCUCUCUUCUCCGCCACGCCCGUCUUCUGUUUGAUCCCCGGCCGUCGCCACCAAUCUCAUCUCCUCACCUCUACCCGGCACUUGGGUUCGCUGCAUCUCGCCCAUUUCGCCAGGAACGCCAGGAACGCCACGAAUGUGCCCGGCGAGAGGAAGGGCGUCGCCGUGACGCCACAGGAGCCCGAGAUGUCAGCCGCAGAGCUCAAGGCGUACGAGGAGGCAUGCGCCAAACUGGAGGGUCAGGAGCCGGACUUCUGGGAGGGCUCUUCAUGGAAUUCGCUCGGUUUCGCGAUGCAGUACUUGUGGGUGUUCGGCGUCGUCGUAUCGAUCGUAGCGUGUAUCACGGCAGUUCGAACGUACAAUUUGGGCGCCACGGACUUCAAGAACACCGAAGUGUUCAAAGAGGCUAUCGAGUACCAGGUGGACGGGUCCGAGGACACUGGCUCGUCGGUGUUCGACGAUGCCACCAAGGAGGCACCGUAAGGUGUGGGAUCUUCUGUGUAAGGGUCUCUUUAGAUUCAGGAUGUAGAGUAUAGUAGGAAUUGUUGACACAUGCCCCGCAGGUGAGAUGCUGGAAGCAUUCCAGAUGUGCGACGUAGAAUAUGGGGCAUCGUCAGUUGAAUAGGUGUAGACGAGGAUUUGCUCUUGUUGGUGUAGCAGCAAAGGCGAGGAGGUCGAUUUCCAGAUGAAUUGAGGAGCUUCUUUUUGGGCUACGCGGGGUGGUCUUUUUUUUCGAAAAGCAGCCCUAGUUUACGUAUCCCCCCGGUCGAGUGGAUGGGUUUGAGAGAGAGUAUUUGCUUUAUACUAUCAUCAAUUGUUGAAGAAAAACAUGGCGACUUGGAUAGACUCCACGCAACAAGAAGUAAUUGGCGCAAGAAGUGUUGUACGAUGCAGAUGUAGGUGGAUCAGAUUAGUGUGGUUGUAUUGUAUUGCUCAGAUGCGGCAUCUUCACAGGUAUACGGAGCAGCAGAGGCCAGUCGGAGAAGUGUGUGCAGCGUAAUCUGUUGUGCACCAGAACAUGGUGCCGAGUAAUAAGGACUUCAAUUCCGUGUGAGCACCGAGACGAACUGACUCUGAGUGAUGCGGUGCUCCUGACGGACCAGCCUGCUUAGAAUGUUGUGAGGUAGAAACUUCACUUGGAUGAUUGUGUCCGGAGGUACUGGAAAUGAGGAUCUCGCUCACCAGAACAGAACCACCGACUUGGAGUAGAUGCUGCAUAUCUACAAAUGCAUGUCUGGGAGCAAUCCAAGUAGGAGAGGAACCUUUUGCAAGUCAUCUGCAAACCCAUGUCAGAUAUGUUUGAAUAAACCACUGUUAUGCAAACAUGAAUGUAGCUGAGUCUACAACCAUGACAACAAAGGGCA